Passer domesticus (house sparrow) is the source of this 1212-nucleotide messenger RNA. Its product is annotated as triggering receptor expressed on myeloid cells 2-like. The coding region runs from base 16 to 666 and encodes 216 amino acids. Lineage: Eukaryota; Metazoa; Chordata; Aves; Passeriformes; Passeridae. Gene Ontology annotation, cellular component: cell surface. The record is from RefSeq and is a predicted model, not a curated record. The transcript has 4 exons. Gene Ontology annotation, molecular function: signaling receptor activity.
CCUCUGCUCAGCCCCAUGGAGAAGCUCCUGCACCUCACCUUGGUCUUCCUGUCAGCAUCCUGCGCUGCAGAGAACGUCACCGUGGUGGCCGCCAUGGAGGGGGACACCAUUUCUGUCAACUGCUCCUACGACCCGCGGCAGUGGUGGCGGGAGAAGAGCUGGUGCAGGCAGCUGGAGCAGAGGCGGUGCCAGCACGUGGUGGGCGCCCCGCCGGCGUGGCUGCCCUUCCCCGGGAGCAGGAGGGGCACCACUUCCAUCAGGGACGACGCCCGCGCCGGGCUCCUGACCGUCACCAUGAGGCGCCUCCGCAAGGAGGACGCGGGGCUCUACCAGUGCAGAACGGAUUUCCUGGGCCAAACAAAGAGCCUGAGGGUGGUGCAGGUGGAAGUGCUGGCAGCUGACCUGGUGACCCACGUGCCAGAGGAGCCCAGAGCUGUGCAGAGCAUCUCCAGGUCCUCUCCUGAUGUGGAUUUCACUGUUUUCUACAUCCUGGCUGGAUUCCUGGUGGCCAAGUUCAUGGUGGCUGUGCUGGUCGGGGCUGUUGCCCACAGCAGGAAGAAGAGGGAGAGAGGGCAGAACGCAGGCCUGGGUGAGCAGCAGGUGCUCCCCCUCCCUGCUGACCUUGGACAUGAUGGAAUUGGCCUCUCCUGGGAGAGCUCUGCAUGAGCCAAGCCAAAGGGAAUCCAUGGAAAAGGCAAAUGAGGGUUUGCCACCUGCCAUAAGCAAAGGAUCACUACUAAACACCGGUCUGGAAGAACUGGAGAGGGAACGUCCCCAUCUUCUUUGUCACCUCUUCCCCUUGGCACCUCAUCCCCAGGCAGUUAUUCCAGACAUCAUUCCCAGGACCAUUCCAUCACAGUCUGAACUGACACCCAUCAACUUCCUGUGACAGAUUCUGUCUUUCCAAGGUGAGGAAGAGCAGCUCUUCCAUGGGAAUGCUUGGAGAAAAUCCCUGUGGAAAUGCGUGAGGAACUGCAGGACACACCAGGAAAGGGAUGUGGUCUCUUUGCAUCUCUGAGCCAGCUUCUCCUCCUUGAAGGGACUUCGUGAGCACAGGAGCUGUCUCUGUUGCUCUCCCUGUGUUUUCUCUCCCGUGUGGUGGUUGUUCAUCCCUCCCCUCUCAGCUGCACUCAGCUCUCCCAGGCUCCAAACCCAUGGGCACUCACGUUUCUUUUUCCCUGCAAAACUAAAUAAAAUCCAGCUGAUUCUCUG